Messenger RNA from Parasteatoda tepidariorum (common house spider), 2634 nucleotides. Its product is annotated as transcriptional protein SWT1. The record is from RefSeq and is a predicted model, not a curated record. NCBI's taxonomy places the organism in Eukaryota, Metazoa, Arthropoda, Arachnida, Araneae, Theridiidae.
AAUAGCCCAUUGUGCAGCUCUAGUGUGACGUAAAUUAACAGCAACAACAUAGUGCGAAGUAAAUUAACAACAGCAGCAAUAAUGCAGAUUUUGAUAGUUUUUUGUAAACGUUCUUAAUGGGGCAGAAAUAGGUAGUCAAAAUAUAUAGAAUUCCAAACAUUAAUGGGUACGCAAAAUUUUAAAUAUCAAAAUGAAUUAUAAUUUUUUUUAUGGAUAACGAAGUGUUAAGAUAUGAUAAGGUUAUUUUUUAUUUUAUAAUUGUAAUGAGAAAUUAAUUAAUUAAAGAAUGGCGAAGAAUAUUAAGCGUAAAGGAUCUUUGCCUCAUGGAUGGGUUGUUAGGACGUCAAACAAGCAUCCUGACCUUAUAUAUUAUUUUAACGCUGUUACAGGAGAUUCAACUUGGGAAUGUCCAUCCUUAGACCCUCCUCGUAAGAAAAGUAAUAACUUAGGUGUUUCAUUUCUUUGUUCUAAUGAAUCUAAUAAACAAAAUGUUAACUGUUCCAAUGACUUCUUUCACAGUAGCAGUGAAGGAUUAGAUAACAGAUUCACAGACAAGACAUUUUGUACCACACUGAAUAAUUAUUCAGAAAAUAGUUAUGAUAUUAUUGACUAUGAAAAUCGAACACCACCAAAGUCACUGACUUGUAGUGUUAAUUCUGUUUCUUUGGAUAUUGCUGCAACUGAAACAGUUGAAAGAAUAAAUUACAAUAGAACAACCGAAAACAAUAUGGUGGCAUCUGUAUCUAACGGGAAUAGUCCUAGUAAAAUAAUAUCUUUGAAACGGCCAAUCGAAUUCACCGAUUCAAAUUUACAUGAGGUGGAUGAUUUUGAAAUGCUAGAUGUGACACAAGAUUUGCAACUUAUAGAGGAUUUACCAACAAAUGCUAGUUAUUAUAUUAUCGUAGACACAAAUAUAUUUAUUCAUAACUUGAAGCAGAUAGGUGUAAUUAUAGAUCAUGAUAUGGAAAAUUGUGGUCCUCCGCAUAUCUUUAUUCCUUGGGUGGUGAUUCAAGAGCUUGAUGGUUUAAAACGGGAUCCGAAACUUAAAUUUGCUGCUAUAGAUGGGGCUAAAUAUAUAAAUAAAAAAAUAAAAUCUAAAGACCCACGGUUUCACGGCCAGUCUCCAAAAGAAGUAAAAGAUUGGUCUCAAGAAUAUAGUCGCAGCAAUGAUGAUCGUAUUUUAGAGUGCUGUAUGAGUCUAGCUGAUAAGAUGCCUCCUAAUAAAGUAAUUCUAUUGACAAAUGACAUUAACUUAGCCAACAAAUCUCUGAUUUGUGAUAUAUCUGCUUAUGAUAUUAAGUCAUUUUGGAAAAAAUUCAAUGUUCCGUCAGUUAAAAAAACAGUUUCUUCUUCCACUAAUAAGGUUUCAACUUCACCUAAUAAUCCGUUGCUCAUCAAAAUGGAAGUUUUAACUCCUGUGAAAAACGCAGCAAUAACUCUAGCUAAUAAUGCAGCUUUAACUAUAACGAAAAAUGCAAUUUUCACUCCAACAAAAAAAGCAGUUUCAACUGUAACACAAAAUUUAACUGCUACUACCAAUAUUGUUAUGAAUCCCACAUCACAUCAAGCUGCAAUCGUGGAACAGUCAUUUCAGCCUGUUGUUAAACAAGAAUAUUAUGAACCAAAAGGAGGAAUAAAAAUCUAUAAUAUAAUGCGUAAGGCUCGUAUGUCCCUAAGAAAGGUUUUGUCCGUUUAUUUACCGACUGAGCUAGAUGAUGCAAUAGGAUUUGUUUGGAGGGACUCUAGGAAUGAUGUAUUCAAAUUAUCAGAUCAGCUGUGCCUUUUUAAUAAAUACUGGGACUCAGUAUUUUCUCAUUAUUUCACAGAGCAAACUCUAUGUAAUUUAAAGUAUUUGGGGACUAAAUUUGAUUCUGUUGGUGGAUUUUCAUUUGUAAAUGAUGAAUGUAUGACAAUUCUAGCCAUUAUUGAAGAUUUUUUUUCCAUUGUGCAAAAAAGAAAACCAAAUAUGAGUGUACCUGUCGAGACAAUUCGUGAUAGUCGUUCAAUAUCUAUGCAGUUACUACUUGGUGCAAGAAUGACUACAAUCAGUGAAAACAAUUUUAUGGAAUCCUGUUCAGAUAUAAAUCUCAAAGUUUUUGAAUAUAAUUGGAUUAUUAUGAAUCAUUUAUGCGGAGUUGUGAUGGAUUUUUAUGGUGUUAAACAUGAUUUUCUGUAUGAUAAACCACCUGUGAUACCCAGCGAAGCUGAAUUUGAUCGUCUUAUGUGUAAUUUGUAUCCCAGUGUUCAACAACUAAAACAAACAAUGAGAAAAGCUGUUGAGAUAAAAGAAAACAUAACUCCUCCUGGUCCAAAGUUUUAUAAAAAAUUUCAUAACAUGCUCAAAAACUUCGUUCCUUCUUUACAGAUAGAUGUUCAACCUUUAGACACUACUCAGUUUAAUGCAAGAGGUUUGGAAGAUUUUUGCAAGAAGUCAGAGAAUCGAGAAAGAAUUUCAAUUGGUUAUAAGCAGUUAGAAUAUUUCUCUUCUAAACUGCAAGAAGCUUUAUCUUCGAUGGUUUAUUCUAAAAAAACAAACCUGUCAUGAUACAUUUCUUUACUCUUAAUAUUAUCUACUUGUGAUUUCUAAUCAAUUUCAGUUAUUUUUUAUUAUAUCAUAAAUUCAGAGCAUAUUGA